AAAAUCUCCCUCUAUAUUUUCCUGGUGGUUGUUUAGGGUCUCUCUCUCUCUGACUUUCGAAGAUGAUCGAGGUGGUGCUGAACGAUCGUCUGGGGAAGAAGGUGAAGGUGAAGUGCAACGAGGACGACACCAUCGGCGACCUGAAGAAGCUGGUGGCUGCUCAGACGGGUACCCGAGCCGAUAAGAUCCGGAUCCAGAAGUGGUACAACGUCUACAAGGACCACAUCACUCUCAGGGAUUACGAAGUCCAUGACGGCAUGGGCCUCGAGCUCUACUACAACUGAACAAGGCAUUGUAACGAUGCACUGGCCGUGGGACUGAUGCAUAGUCUUUAUAAGAGGUGGUGCUGUAUGGAGUGCAAAACUGGAGGAUGGUGCAGAUUAUGUGUAUUUUCUGAAACUACUUUAUAAGUUCUUUGUUUACUUAUAUUUCAAUGUCUACUCGAUACAUUUGGGUUGAAUGAAUUCGGUGUAGUAAUGAUACAUAAGCACUCAAGCUGUAUAACUUACUCUUUGACAUAAGCAGUAUCGGAGUAAUAUUGGUGUCUCUGUUCAGCUUC
Rosa rugosa (rugosa rose) is the source of this 559-nucleotide messenger RNA. RefSeq names its product ubiquitin-like protein 5. Gene Ontology annotation, cellular component: nucleus; cytoplasm. The transcript has 2 exons. The record is from RefSeq and is a predicted model, not a curated record. Gene Ontology annotation, molecular function: protein tag activity; protein binding. Bases 63 to 284 code for a protein of 73 amino acids. NCBI's taxonomy places the organism in Eukaryota, Viridiplantae, Streptophyta, Magnoliopsida, Rosales, Rosaceae. Gene Ontology annotation, biological process: protein modification process; mRNA splicing, via spliceosome.